Paramormyrops kingsleyae is the source of this 2559-nucleotide messenger RNA. RefSeq names its product MINDY family member 4B (gene mindy4b). Gene Ontology annotation, molecular function: cysteine-type deubiquitinase activity; K48-linked deubiquitinase activity. The record is from RefSeq and is a predicted model, not a curated record. Gene Ontology annotation, biological process: protein K48-linked deubiquitination. Lineage: Eukaryota; Metazoa; Chordata; Actinopteri; Osteoglossiformes; Mormyridae.
GCACAAACGGGUCGUGUGUGACAAUAAGGCAAUUAAAAUUGUGGCUGAUACACCGCAACACGUACGCGGUACCUGCAUAAAAACAAGAGCUACUUUGGUUUAACUAUACUAAAAAGGUUAUAAACAGAGCAGAGAGGAACUGAUGCACAGGAACACGAAGUAUGAGGAAGUCAGUGAAACACAGAUGAUAUGAAGGCUGGUAAACGGUUUAUCAACAAUGGGAGCCACUUUGCGGUCGCUGAAAUCGUUAUAAUAGAUCAGAGAAGAAGCUGCAUUUAAGUCAACAUGGCGUUUGACCAAACACGUAGAAAUAAGGGGUCGCCGGAUGCAGGUUGUUUGUUCAAUAGGACCACUGGGUCGAUAUACAGUAGGCCUAUUUAAAUUUGGCAAAACGCUUAUUAAUUUUUAAUAGCCUCGGGCGGAGACCCCGCCUCCCCGCUUGUAGUCGCACCUGAGUCUGCGCUUCGUUUGAGGGAGGAAGACGAAGAGGACGAAGACGCUUUACGUUUGGUCUAAUAGGAAAGCGACCGCCACUUUAUGAUCCCCAGUGAUGAUAAAAAUCACUAAGGUGCUUCAGAGGCGCUCUGGAAAGGCCAAGUCCUUCGGGAUCCUGUACACGAUGGAAGACUGCGCCGAGAACCGGUUUCAGCAUGACAGUGAGGAGAUGCACGACAUCCUCAGGCAGAUAUCCGACCUUGUCAAGUGGAGAGAAAUCUUCGAUGACCGCGGGAUGGAACUGCGGAAUUGUAUCACAAAGACGCUUUCUGAGAGGGCUGCACUGGAAGGUGAUGGAGAAGAUGCUGCAGGCAGACAUACGUACUGCACUCAGCGCCACUGCACACUGCACUCCCUGCCCUGCCUGGUCCCACAAACCUUAGCUGCUUCCCCCAGCCUCGGGGGAGUCCCUGCCAGCCCAGAGCAGAUCAUGGACCUCAGAAAGAUUUUAUUUGGGAAUACUUUUCAUUUCUUCAACUAUGAGUGGAAGAAAUCGGUCUUCCGGUUCAGAGAUCCGUGCUCUGAGCUCUCCUACGCACUGCAAGCGGAAAGAGGUGGACCUGGAGCCGUCCAGAUGGUGGUCCAGGCCAAUGUCAUCAAGUUCCUGCUGUUCACCUGCCAAAGUCAAUCCAAUAGCAACCAGCUUCACAGUCUGGGGGACAAGGAGCAGGAACAAGCCUUGGCGUCCGCGCUGUCCGACGUCCUGUGGGUGGCAGGAGAGGAGCAGGCCGCCACUGUUACCCUGGUUACCUCCAUGCCCAGCUUUUUCACCCUGCCAGGACAUCAGCUGGACAGCAUCACUGAGAGGUUGCAUAUUUUUAGCUUCAUCAGAAAAGAGGACAUGUGGAAGUUCAUCUACGAGCACAUCCAGUGUUUUCAAGAGGAGGGGAGCCAUGGUGUCAUCCUGUUCCUCUAUAGUCUUGUCUUCUCCAGGACCAUUGACAGGUUAAAAGAUGAUCUUGAUUCAACCACCUCACACCUCUUACAUCUCAGUCAGGGAAACUUUGCGUGUCACCAGGCCCUACUGAAUCUCCUGCUUACGGGCCGGGCGAGUCCCAAUGUGUUUAACGGCACUGUGCAGUUUGACGAGGCUGGGGCGCCACUGCUGCAACCCCUGCGGGGGGUGCUGGUGCGCAGCAACGUGGGAUAUCUCAACUGGAGCUGGGAACAAGGGCCACAAACCCCCCUACCUCAGGUGGGUAGCAUGCUGAAGACCCCCAAGUUGCCUGUGUGGGUCUGCUGCAUCAACGGUACCUACAGCAUCCUCUUCAGCCUCAACCGAGCGCUGCUCUCCAACUGGAGAACGGAGCACCUAUUCGAGCUGCAUUUCUACAACGGGCAGCCUUCUCAAAAGAGAACCGCUGUUCUGACCAUAGACACACACUCACAGCACUGGGAACCUCGGACCACGGAUGCCCAGGGGGACCUUGAAAAGAAGUUCCCGUCAGUGGACAUGACCAUCCGGACCAAGUGGGAAGGGGCUGUUAUUAACUGGAAUGGGGUGGUUCCCUUUUUUUGAGCUCUAGUAUGUAAUACAGCUUACAGUAUCACAUGCAAUGUUUCAUUCCAGGUCCAGGAACUACAAAUCUAGAGCAAGAUUUGUUUCUACCAACCAGUUCAGCAUAAAUAGCCACAGGCACAGAGUACACAACUGCUUGGUAGAAACAAAAUCAUGGUCUGGAUUUUUACUUUCUGGAUCUGAAAUGUCCAACACUGAUUACGUGGCAAAACUGUCGUUUUAAUAUUGACUUAAGAUGUCUAUCGCAACAACUGUUUUGUUUCUAUUUAGUAUGAAUUCAUCUCUGCUUCUAGUAAAACUUACAGGCACAAUUGAAAGUUUCAUUUGAGCAACGAAUCAGUUUAUCCUCUAAAAAUUUUCCAAUUUGUAUGUAUACGACUCAUUUUAUUACAUGCUUAAUUAAUACGGACGUACAGAUCAAAACUUAAAAUUUUCAGUAUGGUGUAGAUUUAAUAUUUCCGACCAACGUGCUGGUAUAUUCAAACUGUCUAAUGCUUUUGAGUUCUGACAAACGUACGUUUCUAUAAUAAAAUAAUUCAAAUCGA